AUUGCGUAUGGCGCCCUCUCUCUCUUGGGGUGCGGUACAAUGCCGGUAGUGUUACUCAAACCCCCAGAAGACCCUCUACUUUAGUCAAUCCUUGGUGCCAUUCCAAACAUCUCCAGGGACUCCAUGUCUCCGGGUCAUCCUGAUCCUAGGGAGUCAGACCUCCAUUUUUCAUCAUCUCCGAGGAGUAAAUCAUUCCAGCAGCCAUGCCAGCACCAACGGACGUAGCUACGGUCCGGAUGCGUGCGUACCUGAGUCUGCCGCUGUCAGAGAGAUGCAGAGAGCUGGCAGUCCUGAUUGACGAGUCGAGUACAACGGAAUUGCAGAAUGUCUUCCCCCAGCUGAUCGACUCGAUAUUCGGAUUGUCAAGCAACACAGGGUGGGGCCUCCACACGAUUAAUCUCCGAAAGCAUCCCCAGGAGUACGAGGUGUUGAGCAACUUUCUGGGCCCACAGGGUCCCAUAUUUUCCCUCUGCUACAAACUCCUUCCAGAUUGCUACCUGAAAUAUGAUUUUCCAGUGUCAUACCUGCCCACCAAGAUCCAGGUGAUGCUCGAGGAUGGAAUUGUUCCCCCAUUUUAUUCCGACAAGCUCAAGGACGAGCACAACAGUCGAAUGCCGUCAGCUUUAUCGAUGAAUCCAUUCGAGUACUACAUCUUUCAUUUUGCCUAUCACCUGACCAAUCCCUGGCUCCAGCUCCAGCUGUUGGAGAACGUGUGGAUCAACUGGGAGACGGUGUACGUGCAAUUGGCGCAUCUGUACUUGUAUCAUUUUUUACCGAGAGAUAAUUCACCGGUUCUGCCGAUAAUUGGGCCUUACGUCAAGAAAUCACCACCCAGGAAGAUCGUGCAUUCACCAGAGACCAAGAGAGUUCAGACUCCUAGACUCCUGAGAUCAAUGAUCCUGUCACCUAGUACAGCUCAUCCUCAGGGAGGGCCUCAGCAGCAGUGUCUGCCCCAGGUGUGGCGGAGUGAGACAAUUGUCCAGGUAUUUUUGGACUUCUGGCUGGAGUACACAGAGGAAGAAAAAAUUACCUCCCAACCGUUGACAUCUACCCUGUCCUCUCUUCCACGUCGUCAUUCAAUUCACUCUGGUGAGCACAUACGUCUGGUGAGGGCCUUCAUAAAGACACUCCACGAAUUUGCAAAUAGCGCAAUCGGUGACAGAUCAGCGAUGGACGAGUUGAAGAGAAUAAUUUUGCCAUCGGUCCAGGGAAAGAUCUACACAUUCCUCCGGAAGGCCAUUCACCACUGGCCCCUGGACAGUUCGUUCCGCCUGAUCCUGGAGGCAUGGCUCAGUUUCAUUCAGCCCUGGAGGUACGUUCCUGAGCUGUCUUACAGCCCACAGGGCAGACCUGAGGACGAGGACAAGGGAAAAAUUCAUGAUCCCCAGAGGUGGAUGUCAUUCGUGGCGAAUAAUCUUCUUGCUUACACCUCGAUAUUCCAGCAGUUGCUCCCCAGGUUCAUGAGGACUGAUCUCGUUGCACCCAAGAAUGCACUGAUGCUCUUCAGGGUGACCAAAGUCUUCUCCCAGCCUUAUUUACCCCAGAUGCUAGCUGAGGCUGAGACCUACAUGGAUGACAACAUCACCAGGAGUAAAAUAUCCAGCAAUCAGUGGAGUGCUGUUGCCAGGCAGCAGAUACUCGAGCUCGAGGGACCGUCUUAUCAGUAUUUACCCAUGUUCUCGGAGUCAACUGUCUCGCAGAUCGUCUGGUUUCUCAGUAUCAUCAAGCAGGCCCAUCUCACUGCCACCAGUAUCGUUGAGGCUCUGGAGAAGAGGAACACCGAGAAGAAAUUCAUCAGGACAAUUUGGGAGUUCUUCAACGGCGAGGAGCACAGCAAUGAUGAUAUUGGAUUGGCUGAGAGGAAAAGAGUUCCUGGAUUUUUAGCCACCUCUCAGCAGCAGAUCAUCGAAAUCUUUCAGAUCAAGGUCGAGGAUAUCCCACAGGUGGCUAUCGUUGCCGAUCAAGAGUAUCAUGACAGCAUCCUGUCGGAUUCAUUCUGUCAAUCCCAGUGUGAAGGGGCUUGCGUUGAUGGCAGCAGACCUGGGGUUUUUGUACCCAUCCAGGAAGAGAGACAGCACUGCAGGUACAUCGAGUACAUGGGAGACCCUGAGCUACUCCCUGUCAGGAGUAAUGAGUGUGAAAUUCUUGUCAGAUGGUUCUACAGAGUGUGUGAGGUCAUCAAUUCAAAGUACAAUCUACAAAUAACGACUUUUUAUAAUCGAGAGGAUUUCGUUGGACGUCUGACGAAGAAGAUUAUCCAGCCACCGACGACUGUCAGGCAAUUACCGAAACGUGUGAAUGGAGGGUUCACUGGCGGCUCCGAGAAAAUUAUUCCACCUAGACUGUCUCUACGGAUUUUUGCUAGUUAUAAUUUUAUGACAGCUUUUUUAAUCUGUUUUAUUCUCUUACGGAUCAUCGGUUAUGGCAUUCCUGGAUCUUUAUUUAUUGUCAGUUGUUUAUGGAUUUUUUAUAUUAUCAUUGGGGCUAUUUGCGAGCCCUGGACCACGAGAUCGAAUGUCAAUAGAUUUGCUGACAAUACCCUGGGAUUUUCCGGGAACUGAUGGAAAUUAUUUCGAAAUUAAUGCACCGCGGAACGAAAGAUUUUCGUUUCUUAAUCGUGAGAUUUUCUCAUUAACCACUGGGUCUAGGGGAAAAAAUCAAAAGACAUUUUUUCUUGGGAAUCUUAUGGAGUGAAAAAAAGUCUUAUGACAUUUUCCUCUGACGUCAUUGGUUCUCUAGAUAAUUAGACAAUUAGGGUAAUUGUUCACAUCGAAAAAAACAGAAACUCAAACAGAAUUUCCAUUAUUAUUUUAAUUAAUCAGUCAUUAUCACUGAUUCAUUAAUGAUACGAAUAUUUUUAUAAAAAUGUACAUUUGACAAUACAAUUUUGUAUCAUAA
This is a messenger RNA of Fopius arisanus, 2898 nucleotides long. Its product is annotated as sphingomyelin phosphodiesterase 4. Lineage: Eukaryota; Metazoa; Arthropoda; Insecta; Hymenoptera; Braconidae. Gene Ontology annotation, molecular function: sphingomyelin phosphodiesterase D activity. Gene Ontology annotation, biological process: ceramide biosynthetic process; sphingomyelin catabolic process; glycerophospholipid catabolic process. The record is from RefSeq and is a predicted model, not a curated record.